AUGGUAAUCUUGUGUAUUGUUUGGGACACUGCGAUAUACAUCAAGUUUAUUGGAGAAAUGGCGGAACAUUCUGACAGUAAUGCAAAUUGGGAUAAAUAUGAUGACAUCGUUGUCUUCACAUCUUCUUCUUCAUCUUCUUCUGAUGAUGAAUAUAUGUCGGAAUCCUCGGUUGAUACAAACGUAGCUCACGUGGAAACAUCCUAUGGUGAUAUGAUAGCUAAGUGUCACGUGGAAACAUCCGAUGGUGAUAUGAUAGCUAAGUGUGUUGAAAUGGGAUUCUCGUUCGACAUGAUAGAUAGAGCGAUUGAACAUACUUUCGGAGGAAGUCCAGAACUGAUAAUUGAAACUCUAAUCAAGUAUACUUCAAGUUUUGUAGCUACUUGUUCGAAAUCUAAGGUCAUAGAUUAUCUUACUGGAGAAGAAAAUGUAGAGGAGAUAACAAAUGCACUUUUGAGUAGAGCUGAGGCUGAGAAGAUGCUUAAAGCAGAUAAUAAUGAUAACGCCAAUCUUUACUUAGGCCUAUCAUUUUCACAUGAAAAGAAUGAGCUAAACUCAUACAAUGAAGAUGGUAGAUUGCAAUCUUUGAUCAAAAUGGGAUAUCCAAUGGAAGAGGCUUCUAUUGCUAUAGAGAGAUGUGACUCUUCAGGAGUUAAGUCAAGUGUGGAAGAGGUCAUUAACUUCAUUUCUGCUGCUCGGAUGGCAUGGCAGUCUGAUGAAAUUUAUGCAAAACCUGAUGAAGAAGAGCCAACAAAAAAUGCCAAGAAGAAGAGGCGCACACUCAAUGAGUCACCGAACACUGCCAUCCACCUACCAAAACCUAUGACCGGCUUUGGUCUACCUGACCAGCCUGGGGUCAUGACGGAAAGACCGGUACCAGUUCCGAGCAUCGCUAUUGGCCCACCCUACUUUUAUUACGAGAAUGUCGCGAUGGCACCAAAAGGUGUCUGGGAUACGAUAUCAAGGCAUCUCUACGACAUCAGUCCAGAAUUUGUUGAUUCAAAGUAUUUCUGUGCUGCCGCAAGGAAGACAGGUUAUGUUCAUAACCUCCCAAUCAGCAACAGAUUUCAGGUUCGACCGCCACAACCCAGUACUAUACAGGAAACAUUUCCAUUAACCAAGAAAUGGUGGCCGGCUUGGGACACGAGGACGACGCUCAACUGUUUGGUAACUAGCAUCGGCAGUGCCCCAUGCGCAAAUGAAAUACGUGAAGAUCUUGAGAAUCAUGAUGGGGACCUCAGUGUUCAGAAAAGGGUCAUGGAUAAAUGCAAGAAAUUGAAUCUGGUUUGGGUCGGUAAGAACAAAGUUGCCCCGCUAGAACCAUCUGAGAUGGAACAGCUUCUAGGUUUCCCAACAAAUCAUACCCGAGGAGGUGGUCUUAACAAAACUGGUCGCUACAAGGCUCUUGCAAACUCAUUUCAGGUUGAUACCGUUGCCUAUCAUUUGUCUGUCCUUAAGCCAUUGUUCCCAAACGGAAUAAACGUUCUGUCACUCUUCACCGGGAUAGGUGGUGGAGAAGUUGCACUGUACCGUCUUGGAAUUCCGAUGAACGUAGUUGUAUCUGUUGAGAUAUCUGAGGCGAACAGAAACAUAUUACGGAGUUUCUGGGAAAACACUAAUCAAAAGGGUGUUCUAAAAGAGUUCACGGAUGUCGAACAGCUACACGACAAUGUGGUUGAGCAGCUUAUGGACCAGUAUGGAGGGUUUGAUCUUGUCAUAGGCGGUAGCCCGUGUAACAACAUUUCCGGAGCUAAUGGGGUUAGUGGGAGCGGAGUCGAAGGAGAACACUCUUCACUGUUCUAUGAUUAUUGCAGGAUUUUGGAUGCUGUUCGACUAAGUAACUUCACCAUUAAAAUGGAGCCUAAAGCGACCAUGAACGAUCUAAGACCCAGAAGACUGGCUUUCCUUGAGGUUACUCCUCGUCCUUUCACGUCUGUUCUUCACAAUGCUUCUUGUUCAAAGGAUGUUCCAGGAGCACAUCAUCCGCAGAGGCCAGUGAUUGAGGAUUUCAAGAUUAAGGUGUUUGAGAAUCUGACUUCAAAAGCUGGAAAGGUGUUAGAGAUUGGUAUUGGGACAGGUUUUAAUAUGAGAUACUACGCUGCUCGUAAUGUGAAUGUAACUGUUCUUGGGUUGGAUCCAAAUCCCGAAAUGAAGAAGUACGCACGCAAAUCCGCUAAGAGAGCAGGAUUGAGACCUAAAAACUUUAGAUUCAAGCAAGGAGUAGGAGAAGCUAUACCACUAGGUGAUGAAUCUGUGGAUGCAGUUGUUGCAACACUUGUUCUAUGUUCUGUCUCUGAUGUCACUCAAACACUCAAUGAAAUCAAGCGAGUGCUGAGACCAGGAGGUGUUUUCAUUUUCUUAGAGCAUGUUGCAGCGAAAGAUGGAACUCUCUUGAGGCGUUUGCAGAAACUGUUAGAUCCACUGCAGCAGAAGUUAGCAGAUGGAUGCCAUUUGACAAGAAACACGAGAGAUUGCAUCUUGGAAGCUGGUUUCAAUGGCGGCGCCGAAAUAGAGACCGUGUCGACGUAUAGCUUCCCGUGGGUAACAAGACCUCAUAUCUAUGGAGUUGCUUACAAGUAAAACCAUCGAGUCUACACAAUGAUUGGUUAAAAUGGAUAUGAUUCUUUAUGAUUGUAUAAUUUGUAUUUGUAACUGAAUGUUGUUUCUUUAAGGGAAAAGCUAGAUGCCGUGAAAGUUUAUAAGACAAGUCUCCUAUGAAGAAGUUUAAACUGAUGAAUGGUUUUGGAAUGUAUAUGCUUGAGC
This is a messenger RNA of Thlaspi arvense, 2760 nucleotides long. NCBI's taxonomy places the organism in Eukaryota, Viridiplantae, Streptophyta, Magnoliopsida, Brassicales, Brassicaceae. The record is from the annotation of a GenBank genome assembly.